CUGCUCCUCGUCCACCAUGACUUGGUCACUGGUGUUCCUUAGCGUCUUCAUCUUGCUGUCUGCCUGCCCCGGGCCUAGUGAUGGGGGCCACCCCAUGCCCAAACUGGCCGACCGGAAGAUGUGUGCAGACCAAGAAUGCAGCUAUCCCAUCUCCAUGGCGGUGGCCCUGCAGGACUACCCAGCCCCUGACUGCCGCUUCCUGACCAUCCACAGGGGCCAGGUUGUGUACGUGUACUCCAAGCUGAAGGGCCGAGGGCGACUCUUCUGGGGAGGCAGUGUUCAAGGAGAGUAUUAUGGAGACGCGGCUGCACGCCUAGGCUACUUCCCCAGUAGCAUUGUACGGGAGGACCAGACCCUAAAACCCGGCAACGUAGAAGUAAAGACUGAUAAAUGGGAUUUCUACUGCCAGUGA
Molecule: messenger RNA, 412 nt
Organism: Suncus etruscus (white-toothed pygmy shrew)
Lineage: Eukaryota; Metazoa; Chordata; Mammalia; Eulipotyphla; Soricidae
Gene: MIA
Product: MIA SH3 domain containing
Exons: 4
Coding region: 17-412 (131 amino acids)
Biological process (GO): extracellular matrix organization
Molecular function (GO): protein binding
Source: RefSeq, a predicted model, not a curated record